AUGGAUGACCUCAGUGAUUCCUGUCUGUCUGUGGCUGUCAGCGUUAACUUGUUUAACGAUCAUUUUCACAAUCACAGCACUAUGGCUCGUGGGCAUCAAAAACUCCAGUCUCAGCAAAAAAAUGCCAAGAAGCAGGCUGAGAUGAAGAAGGCAAAGGGACACGACCAGAAGACAGCCGCAAAAGCAGCUCUCGUUUUCAGCUGCAGUGUAUGCAAGUCCCAGAUGCCAGACCCCAAAACAUUCAAGCAACAUUUUGAAAGCAAGCACCCGAAGUCCCCUUUGCCCCCAGAACUGGAAGGAGGAAACCCCGUGGAAGAGCGGGAGCGACCAUCAGCUGUACCAUCAGGAAGAGACGAUUUCUGCGUUUUAAGGACCUCACAGCAAGCAAGAAUGAGCGAGAAGGAAGAUUUAGUGAGUCGAGCCAAACUAGCCGAGCAGGCUGAACGCUAUGAAGACAUGGUAAAGUUCAUGACAACAGUUACGCAGGAGGCCAAGGAGACUCUCAGUGUGGAGGAUCGUAACCUGCUGUCUGUAGCCUACAAGAAUGUUGUGGGGGCCAAGAGGUCUGCCUGGAGAGUGUUGUUCAACCUAGAGAAGAGGUCUGACGCUAAAGCUGCUGCGCUGGCAAAGUCCUACAGAGAGGAGAUUGAAAAGGAGCUGAAUGAAACAUGUACAAAUGUGGUGGAGUUGCUUGAUAAAUACUUGAUUAAGGAUUCUGAGGACGGCUCAAAAGAGGCCGCAGUUUUUUACCUGAAGAUGAAAGGAGAUUACUACCGUUAUCAAGCUGAGGUGGCUUCUGGGGACGAGAGGCAAAAGGUCAUCAAAGACUCUGAAAUGGCUUAUAAAAAGGCCUUGGAGAUCAGCGAGGACAUGGGCACUACACAUCCCAUUCGACUAGGCCUUGCUCUUAACUUUUCUGUCUUCUAUUAUGAGAUUGUUAAUGACCAGAAGGAGGCCUGCAAAUUGGCCAAAAAGGCUUUUGAUGACGCCAUUGCAGACCUGGACAAAUCCACAGAGGAAUCCUACAAGGACAGCACCUUAAUCAUGCAACUGCUCCGUGACAAUCUGACAUUGUGGACUUCUGCUGAUGAAGUUGAGGCUGAGGGUGAGGCUGAGGGUGAAGAGGCCCAGCAAGAACAAUGA
This is a messenger RNA of Knipowitschia caucasica, 1143 nucleotides long. The record is from the annotation of a GenBank genome assembly. NCBI's taxonomy places the organism in Eukaryota, Metazoa, Chordata, Actinopteri, Gobiiformes, Gobiidae.